AAAAAAAGAAAAAAAAAAAAAAAAAAAAAGCUUUGUACAAUACGGCAUUUCUGUCUUGACGGUUUCCUACACCAUCUCAAACCAGACCCCACAUGUACCAAAGCCUCGGGAUGUGCCGCAAUAGAGUCUUGGAUCGAACAGGUCACUUUUUCGAGGCAACACGUGGUUGGGGAAUCUCACCCCGUUGGUGAUUUUUGCGGAGGUUCCAGAAGCGCUGAUAUUAGUUUGAUGGUGUAUGGAGGAUGGGAAGGGACUGUCAGUAGCUAGGGAAUAAUUUGGUGUCGAAUAUACAAAACGGCGAUGUUUUGUCUCGUGCAAGGUCGAUGUGUGGUUUGGAGCCCUCAUUCCUGCAAAAGAACACAGAACAGAAAUCAGUACACACGUCCUAUACGCCGACCGCUAUGUUGACCAGCGUGCUCUCAUUCACGUCCAGACAACGAAAGCCGGCUAAUUACCCCAUCCACCGGAAGGCUGAAGAGGCCGCUGCAGUCACAGACUACUGCACCAUCCACUCGGACGACAUCUCCGACAACAUGAAGGAGCUGUGGGACUGGACCGUGCAAAACUUCACCUCGGCCGACAAGAUGUCAUCACCACUUCAGGGCGCGACCUUCAAGUUCUUGGCCGAAUGGAUACAGCCCAAGCGAGUCCUCGAGAUCGGCUGCUUCACAGGCUUCAGCGCCAUGGCGUGGUUCGAGGCGACCGUCAGUACGCAGGCCGAGAUAACCACGCUCGAGCUCGACCCCGACAUGAUCCGCGCGUCCAGACGCACCAUCGAACACUUCGGUCUCGACGACCGGGUUAAGCUGCUCGAGGGGCCGGCGGCAGAGUCGAUCGAAACGUUAACGGAUCCGUUCGAUUUGAUCUUUGUGGACGCCAACAAGGACGGGUAUGAGGGUUAUGUCAAGCAGAUCCUGGACCGGGGCUUGCUGUCGGUGAAGGGGCUGAUACUUUGUGACAAUGUUUUUGCUCGCGGGAUGACCAUAGUACCCGAGUCCAAUCCCGAACUCCAAGGACCACAGAGGACAUACUGGACCGAGAACGGCAAAGCCCUGGAUGGGUUUUGCAAGUUUUGUAAGACUGAUCCGCGAAUCGACGUGAUUCUGCUACCAGUCUACGAUGGCCUCACGCUCAUCAAGCUGAAAUCGUCUUGAUGAGGGAUCCUGGCGUCGAAAUUCGGUUUCAACCUUCUCUCUCUUUUUGUUUUCUCUUUCGACAACACCCAGUCGUCUACAACAUAAGGUUCAAAAAGGGUUGACAAAAUGAAAAUUAUGUCAAAAUUCCAUUGAAUAGGGAGACUUCAUCACAAGGGUUGGCGCUGGUAUCUCACCGUAAAGAUAAAUUGAAAUGACACUGAUCAAUGGCAGGUUCCAUGACGAACAUGAAAGGGUGAUGUGGGAGUGUUCGCGCAUAAGCCCGGA
Molecule: messenger RNA, 1421 nt
Organism: Pyricularia grisea
Lineage: Eukaryota; Fungi; Ascomycota; Sordariomycetes; Magnaporthales; Pyriculariaceae
Exons: 4
Coding region: 324-1154 (276 amino acids)
Molecular function (GO): S-adenosylmethionine-dependent methyltransferase activity; O-methyltransferase activity
Source: RefSeq, a predicted model, not a curated record